Molecule: messenger RNA, 1258 nt
Organism: Suillus subaureus
Lineage: Eukaryota; Fungi; Basidiomycota; Agaricomycetes; Boletales; Suillaceae
Exons: 6
Coding region: 268-1125 (285 amino acids)
Source: RefSeq, a predicted model, not a curated record
UAAGUAGCAUGCUGCGUGGCCUCACGAGGCUCCUUCUUGACCUUAUCCAGUAGGUGUUUACUUCGGUUUUGUCCUAUAUUAAUAGUUCGGUUGUAUGGAUUUUACCCGGCAGCCCGCAUCUCACGAGGUUCUCGGUCUGAUCAUCAGAAUGAAAAACAAACAUUCUUUCCGUGCGCUCAGGCUGCUGCGCAUUCCCUUCGUUGACCACCGCCAGCAUCAUCAUACCAACAUAAUACCUGUUCAUCGCUAUCAGGGCUGUUCUAUGCAAUGUCAGCGUCUUCGAGUGAUAUACCAGCUUUGAUUGGCUUUGGUUGUGAAGCAGUCUUGUAUGGCAGUUACUGCAUUCUUUUCAUCAUCUCAUGGGUAGUCUUGGGUCAAAACCGACGUUCGCCAAACCUUAGUAGCCCUGUUGUUUUUGCCAAUUGUUUGCUCUUUCUCUGCUGCACUGCACAUUUUGCCCUCGAAUUCAAUCAUUUUUAUACAACUCUUGAGUCAACAGGAGUCGAUGGGUUUUCCGCGGAGACUCCUGGUCUUACGGGCGCAGAUUUCCUUAUCUCGUUCACGGAUCUCGUUGGUGACCUGGUUCUUGUCUACCGCUGCUGGAUGCUUUGGGGUAAGAACUACUAUGUAGUCAUACUUCCUCUUCUUUCUGCCUUCGGUGGCUUCGCUUGUAUCAUGGAGGUACUCCACCUCGUCAUUGUCACAGACCCCACCUCGCCCGCACCUCCGGCCGCUAUAGUGACGCUAGGGCUCGCAGGAUAUAUCCUGCCCCUCGCCACCAAUGUCAUCGUCACCUCUCUCAUAGUUUACCGCAUCUGGAUCUCCUCCCGUAUUGUGAAGGAAUCACCUGUGGUCAUCGGCCAAGGCGCCUCCUAUCGCGCGAUGAUGCUCAUCAUCGAAAGUGGUGCCCUCUAUCUUAUAGUACAAUUCGUGUUCGUCGUACUCUUCGCGAUCCAACACCCCGCACAAGGCAUCGUAGCGGUGAUUGCCACCCAAAUAUACGGCAUCGCACCUACCCUCAUUAUUAUUCGGGGAUCGCGCGCCGUGGGGGCGACACAGGUACUUCGGGUACCCAGUUCACUGUCGAAAACAGCUUGGCCGAAACCGAUAUGGAUAUUCGGAUGAAAGACUUCGAUCUCACCCACAUGAAGGGACACGAUGAGAUCGAGAUUGCAGAGGUCGAGAUGGGGCCUACUAGCAAUUACGAGAGUGCUUCACCUGUAUAACACCUUGGCAGUGUACCAAAAGCAUCUUGAAG